This is a messenger RNA of Suillus discolor, 705 nucleotides long. RefSeq lists its product as uncharacterized. NCBI's taxonomy places the organism in Eukaryota, Fungi, Basidiomycota, Agaricomycetes, Boletales, Suillaceae. The annotation marks the transcript as partial. The transcript is spliced from 3 exons. The record is from RefSeq and is a predicted model, not a curated record.
GAGCAGCUAAUGAAAGAAUGGAACUCACCUGUUUACGCGUUUUUUGAUCCAACACCGCACAUCAUUGAGAUUGCUGACCGCCGUGCGCAUGAGUUCAAGUGCCAAGCAAGGGGUUGCAAGGUCAAAGUGCGAUGGUUCCUCGAUAAGGGUGAUGCACGAUCCACAGGUAACAUGUGGAAGCAUGUGUGCUUGUGCUGGGGAGAUGAAGUCUUGAAAGCUGCAGAUAGUGCGAAGGAUGCAGACAAAGUGCGCCUCAAGAUUGUUGGUAGCAUUCUGCAAAAUGGAUCCAUUACUGCAUCCUUUGAACACAAGGGCAAAGGUAAAAUCACGUACUCACACCGUCAACAUACCCGCGCAGAAACGAGGGCUGAAGUUGUGCGUUGGGUAUCCGAGAGCCUGCGACCAUUUGAUAUCGUCAAGGAUCGUGCUUUUCAGUCACUGAUGAAAACAGGGAGACCCGAAUAUUACAUACCUUCCCUGUCCACUGUGUCUCACGAUGUGCGACUCGUCUUUGCACGGACUCAAAAAUGGGUUGCUAAAAUGUUGCAGGAAUACAAUGGCAAGAUUAAUUUUACUACUGAUGGUUGGACAUCACCCAACCAUCACGCAUUGGUCGCAUUUUCGGCCCACUUCGAGCACAAAGGGGAGCCACUAAGUAUACCGUUAGAUGUUAUCGAAGUUGGGAAGGUAAAACUCACCAAUCUA